This is a messenger RNA of Neohortaea acidophila, 1766 nucleotides long. Its product is annotated as Prenylcysteine lyase-domain-containing protein. Lineage: Eukaryota; Fungi; Ascomycota; Dothideomycetes; Mycosphaerellales; Teratosphaeriaceae. Gene Ontology annotation, molecular function: prenylcysteine oxidase activity. The coding region runs from base 154 to 1692 and encodes 512 amino acids. The record is from RefSeq and is a predicted model, not a curated record. Gene Ontology annotation, biological process: prenylcysteine catabolic process; prenylated protein catabolic process. The transcript has 3 exons.
UGACUAUCGAGUCUUUCUCCUCGCAAAGCGGUUGGAAUCAGACCUGUUGCACGCAUCGAGUGCAUCCAGUCGUCCUUCCUGGGCUUACGUAAGCACUUGUGGCCUCCAUGUUGUAGACCGCAACAUCCAACGUUCAUCAUCGCCACAACAGCCAUGAAACUGUCCAUCUAUCUCGCCGCAGCUCUGUGUGGUCUAUCAAGCUCAGCAGAUAACGGACAAGCACCGCUCGUCUACGAGCAGUCGGGCUCGAACAUCAAGAAUGUGGCGAUUAUCGGUGCUGGAGCUGGAGGCGCCUCAUCCGCCUAUCACUUGGCCAAAUUCGCCGCUUCGGCUGGGAGACCAGUGAACAUCACCGUCUUCGAGAGGAACUCUUAUAUCGGCGGACGAAGCACUACCGUUGACGCGUAUGACGACCCAAACUACCCGGUGGAGCUUGGAGCAAGUAUCUUUGUCGAAACUAAUCACAUUCUCUUCAAUGCGACCAAGGAGUUUAAUCUAUCAACAAACGCCUUCAUCACCCAGUCAGAUAUCCCCGGCGCCGGUCUAGCUGUUUGGAAUGGCGAGGAGUUUGUCAUUACUCAAAGCGGUGGAAGUGGGUGGUGGGAUAUCGCAAAACUCUUCUGGAGGUAUGGUCUUGGUCCGAUGAAGACCAUGCGUCUAGUCAAGGAGGUUGUCGGCAAGUUCCUCGAGAUGUACGACGAGCCGGCUUUUCCUUUUCAAUCUCUCACCCAAGUGGGUCAGGAUGUUGGCCUUCUCGCAGUAACAGCUGCAACUGGCACGCAGUAUCUGGAAGAGAAUGGCAUCACCGGUGAUUUCGGGCAGGAGAUUGUGCAAGCAAGCACAAGAGUCAACUAUGCCCAGAAUCUGGACUACAUCCAUGGUCUGGAGGCAAUGGUGUCCAUGGCAGCUGAGAAUGCGCAAGCCGUAACGGGAGGCAAUUGGCAGAUCUUCGCCAGCAUGAUCCAGGCAUCGCAAGCUACUGCCUUGCUUGAGACGUCAGUCAUUGCAAUCGAGAAGACUAAACAUGGUCGCUAUCAGCUUCGAUUCAGCGAUGCCGGGACGGAAUCAUCGGCAGAUCCUGGGUCUCAAACUUUCGACGACGUGGUACUCGCAACUCCAUACCAAUACUCUAACAUCAGCCUCCCCGAAGAGCUCACAGCGCCGGAUACGAUCCCGUAUGUCCAGCUGCACGUGACGCUCUUCACCUCACCUCACCUCCUCUCACCGAGCUUCUUUGGGCAGAAACCAGACAACCCAGCGCCGCGUGUAGUCCUAACCACACUGCCGAAACGUGAGGAGCCAGCGAGCGGAUCAGAGGGAGUCGGAAGCCCUGGCUUUUUCAGCAUCUCCCUGCUUCGACAAGUCACCAACCCCAAAAGCAGUCGCCCGGAGUAUCUGUACAAGAUCUUCUCCGCCGCUCCGCCAAACUCGACGUUCCUGCACAAUCUGCUCGGCGUGGAGCAUGAGGACGGCGACGAGAUUGAGGAGUCAAAGAAUCGCCCUAUCACCUGGUGCUACCGUAAGGUGUGGAACAGCUAUCCAUACGAAUUCCCUCGCGUAACGUUCGAACGGAUAGAGCUGGGCAAGAACCUUUGGUAUACGGGAGCGAUGGACAGCUUCAUCAAUGGCUUGACGACGACCACGGAACAGCUGGCCAGACUUAACAUACCGGCCGAGACCGAAUCUAGGUAAUGAAUGCGUUCCUAAUACGAGUCAUGAUACAAUCCGAUGCAGAGUCGAUCGUCGCGAUCUCUAUGAACCGUCAA